This is a messenger RNA of Protopolystoma xenopodis, 450 nucleotides long. The record is from the annotation of a GenBank genome assembly. NCBI's taxonomy places the organism in Eukaryota, Metazoa, Platyhelminthes, Monogenea, Polystomatidea, Polystomatidae.
AUGGAUGUGUUCGCAUCGUCUGGCAACGACCAUGUGCCAGCUUCCCAAGUGUAUGCGGCAGCGGUGGAAGGUGGAGUUGCGGAGACUCCUGAUGCUAUUUUGCGUUGCGGCUCUUUUUCUGCCCAUCCUGACUGGGCAGAAUGUUCUGGAUUUCCUAGCAAGGCGUUGCAUUUCGAGCUCGGCUCUGUCUGGUGCUGGCGAGAUCUCGACUCCACCAAUUCCGUUCCGGUAGUUUGGCGAGAAGAGGACUUCAGCCUACACUUUCGGGGUGUCAUUUCUCCGGGUAGAGGCCAAGACCCAAUAAGUUCGCUUGAGGUUGGAUCCGACCUUGCUGCAGAUGCCAUUGAAAUAAAGCUUAAUUCUGAAUUGAAACCAGGCCGGGUUUCUUUCGGCACUCUCUUCGCUAUGGAAAAGUGGCUUUCUAUCUCACCUCUGUCCUCUUCUUAUUGA